CGUUGCCAAGGCGACCAGCUUGCUAGGGAGGACACUGCGGCGCGCGUCACGCGCCGGGAACGAGCGUGUGUGCUUGCGAGGGUGCGCACGUGCGCGGGCGCGCGACAGCUAGCCGAGGCGGUCACGGCAUCCACACAGCAGCAGCGGCAGCGGCAGCAGAGGCAGCAUCUUUCCCCCACACAAGACUAUCGGAAGACCGCGCAGUCUGUGUCCGCCGUUAACCGAGACGAGGUGAAGCAAGGCGAAGCUUGCACCGUGACUCGAAGCGGUGCUCUGCGGUGUCGGAGGUCUCCUUGAGGGGAUUUAUUGAGGAUUUAUCGACGACGUCCCAGAGAAACGCUCAAAAAACACUGAGGAGCUGCGACCAUUGGUCAACACAGGUGACACUUCCCGGCUGUCAAAUCUGCCGAGACCCCGCAGACACGACUUAUUUUGGUGUUAUUUUUGUCGUAUUAAGGCUUCGAUAAAAACAAACAUUCUUCCCGAGGCAAACCGGACUGUCAGCCGGGAAAUUAAUUAAUAUAUUGGCGUGCUGGAGAGGACGGGGACUGAGCAGAGCCUGCUGUUCGGAUGGGGAACCAUACUAUAUCCUGCUGUAUGUGCUGUGUGAUGCAGUAGCUUUAUUUUUGGUAUUCAGACUCCACUGUCAUUGUCUCCAGUCAUGAAGUCCCACCUGGGUUGAACGAGGCAGUGUUGUCUGGGGGACAUUUUUGAAGGUGGUGGGUUUUUUUUAAUUUGUUUUUUAGAAACAAGCACUUUUUGCUUGCUUGACAUUUACCGCUGCUGGAGGAAGGUUUAGUGAAGAGGACACGGAGGAGAAGGAGGAAUCUCAGGAAAAAAACAUCAGUGGGAAUCUGGCACCCCACCAGCACCCGUGGAUCACAAAUUAACAGAAUUCUGUUAAAAAAAACAUCAAUCAAAUGAUCUGGAUAAUAGAAGACCAGUAGGGAUGGAACGCAACAGAACCAUGGCUGGGGAAGCGUUUCGGAUCCUUGCUGCGCAGAAUCAACACUGACCUGGCAUCCACACUGAGGUCCGACCUUCUUCUCCAGCACCCCAAGGACCCUUCUUUCCCCCCAGCAACUGCUUUGCCCACCUUCUCACCUUCACUUGGCGCUCCUUGUUUUGAUCAAACCUCCGAAAAAGCUCUGCCUGCUUUUGUUUUUAAUCCUCCUCUUAAGCGCCACCUUCCAGACUGUUGGUUAUAAUCCACAUUCUCGCAUAAAAAGACUGAAGUACGCCAAAACAGACUAGAAGCAGGUGGCUGAACAGUAUGAAUCCAGUCAUGUACCCCCUUUCACUCUCUCUAAGUAAACAAAGUCGGCGGGGUUUGUCAUCCAGGACACGCCCCCUUAGUCUCAUGACAGACUGGUGCCUAAUGGGUGUGCUUGGCCUCAUCCUGCUCUUCAGCCUGGCCUCGAGCCAGAAGAUAGACCCUUCCAAACACCCCAUAGUCACCACCAACUACGGCAAGAUCAGAGGCAUCAAGAAGGACUUGAACAAUGAGAUCCUGGGCCCUGUAGAGCAGUAUCUGGGCGUCCCCUAUGCCACGGCGCCCAUCGGCGACCGCCGCUUUCAGCCACCUGAAGCUCCGGGAUCCUGGCAGGAGAUCCGCAACGCCACCCAGUUUGCCCCUGUGUGCCCUCAAAACGUCCACGGCGUGCUCCCGGAGAUUAUGCUGCCCGUAUGGUUCACAGACAACCUGGACGUGGCGGCAGGUUACAUCCAGAACCAGAGCGAGGACUGCCUCUACCUCAAUAUCUACGUGCCCACAGAGGAUGGUCCGCUCACAAAAAAACAUGAUGAAUCUUCAAUGAACAAGCCUCGAGACGAAGAUAUUCGUGACCGCAGGAAGAAGCCUGUGAUGCUAUUUAUCCAUGGAGGCUCCUACAUGGAAGGCACUGGAAACAUGUUUGACGCUAGUGUCCUGGCCGCCUAUGGCAACGUGAUUGUGGUGACCAUGAACUACCGGCUCGGUGUACUCGGCUUCCUCAGUACCGGUGAUCAGUCUGCUAAGGGGAACUACGGUCUGCUGGACCAGAUUCAGGCCCUGCGUUGGCUCAAUGAGAACAUAGGCCACUUUGGUGGAGACCCAGAGAGGAUCACCAUCUUCGGCUCCGGAGCUGGGGCAUCCUGUGUCAAUCUCCUCAUCCUCUCACACCACUCGGAGGGUCUGUUCCACAGGGCCAUAGCCCAGAGUGGAACUGCCAUCUCCAGCUGGUCAGUCAACUACCAGCCCCUCAAGUACACCAAAAUCCUGGCCCGCAAGGUGGGCUGCACCUAUUCAGAGACAGCCGACCUGGUCGACUGCCUGAGGCGCAAGAACUUCAGGGAGCUGGUGGACCAGGACAUCCAGCCAGCUCGAUACCACAUCGCCUUUGGCCCCGUGGUGGACGGAGACGUGGUGCCUGACGAUCCUGAGAUCCUCAUGCAGCAGGGGGAGUUCCUCAACUAUGACAUCCUAAUUGGAGUGAACCAAGGAGAGGGGCUGAAGUUUGUGGACGACAGCGAGGACAACGACGGCAUCUCAGCCGCAGCAUUCGACUACACUAUCUCCAACUUUGUCGACAACCUCUAUGGCUACCCUGAGGGCAAAGACAUCCUGAGGGAGACCAUUAAAUUCAUGUACACUGACUGGGCAGACAGGGACAAUGGCGACAUGCGAAGGAAGACCCUCUUAGCUCUGUUCACAGACCACCAGUGGGUGGCGCCGGCAGUGGCCACCGCCAAACUCCACGCCGAGUUUCAGUCUCCGGUUUACUUUUACACGUUCUACCACCACUGCCAGACCGAGACGCGACCGGAGUGGGCCGAUGCUGCCCAUGGAGACGAGAUACCGUACGUGUUUGGCGUGCCCAUGAUCGGUGCUACAGAUCUAUUCCCAUGCAACUUCUCGAAGAAUGAUGUGAUGCUGAGCGCUGUGGUCAUGACUUAUUGGACCAACUUCGCCAAGACUGGGGACCCCAACCUGCCAGUCCCUCAGGACACCAAGUUCAUUCACACCAAGCCCAACCGCUUUGAGGAGGUCAUCUGGACCAAGUUCAACUCGAAGGACAAGCAGUACCUCCACAUUGGCUUAAAACCUCGUGUUAGAGACAACUACAGGGCCAACAAGGUGGCCUUCUGGCUGGAAUUAGUCCCUCACCUCCAUAGUCUGCAUGAGGAGCUCUUCCCCACAACCACCCGCUCGCCACCAGGUGGUGACAUAGGCACCCCCAGAACCAGGCCCAGAACACCAGGCCCUCGCAGCACUCGUCAUCCCUACCCUACCUUCCCCUCUGAUCCUGAGCCUGAGGGUUCAGAGCGUCCACACCAGGACCUCUUCCCUGGAGACACCCGGGACUACUCCACUGAGCUGAGUGUGACAGUCGCUGUGGGGGCAUCGCUCCUAUUCCUCAACAUCCUGGCCUUUGCCGCUCUGUACUAUAAGCGUGACAAGCGGCAUGAGAUGCGACGCCACAGGUUGUCACCUCAGCGGGGCGGGCCUGCCAACGACCUGGCUCACAGCCAGGAGGAGGAGAUCAUGUCCCUGCAGAUGAAGCACUCAGAGCACGACGCUCACCAUGACAUGGAACCACUCCGGCCCCACGACAUCCUAAGGCCCGCCUGCCCGCCUGACUACACACUGGCCCUGCGCCGUGCCCCUGACGACGUGCCACUGAUGACACCCAACACCAUCACCAUGAUCCCCAGUACCAUCACCAGCAUGCAGCCUCUUCAUGCCUUCAACACCUUCCCUUCCACUGGUCACAACAACACCCUGCCCCAUCCCCACUCCACCACCAGGGUAUAGUAGGGACUGGCCCAACACAGCGCCACCUAGGGACCAGAAAGACUGGCUCUGCCACUGAUCUAGAACGGAGGCCUCUGGAUGUGGGCCUUUGUUCUGUUCUCUUACUCUCUUGUUUCUCCAAAAACAACUCCACCUCCUCCAUCAUGUGCUGUCAAACUUAGCAGCUCCACUGGUGGCGUGUGGAGAAGCAACUGAACUGCACGGCAGCAGAUGAUCAGUGUGGGGGUGAUUUAGAUCUUUCAGAGAUACUGUUUUCAAAGGUCUGCUGUUUCCAGACUAAAGCCCCCUGACAUUUGUCAAAAGGACGAAUGCUUUUCGCCCCUCGCAGUUUUGCCUUUUUUACUUUGGCUUUGUCUCUUUUUCUCUCCCUGGUGUGUUAUGUGCAUAUAUCGUUCUCUUUUCUACAUCUGUGUCUUAUCCCUGCUUUGUUGCUCUCAUUCGACAUGGGAUUCUCUCCCUCUCCCAGUGCUCCUUUACUCCAAGGACUCGCAAACUACUGAGCUAUAGGAGGGGGCAUAGAGUACAUACAGUAAUCAUAUAGCUAUGAAAACACUGAUAUCUGAUACUUUCAUUCUACCAGCAUUCUUGGUGCCAAGUAUGUACUACUGUGUUUGCUUUUCUCAUCGAGGGAGAAAAAAAACCUAAAGAAAAUUCUAGAGUAUUCCUAUUUACUGUCAAUUAACAGAUGCUGUGUGUUCUCAUGACAAAAGUGCCAAACUGGCCCUCGAUUGUGUUUUUUUUUUCUUUCUAUCAUCUUCUGUUUCUUUUUUCGGAGCAUUUGUUUAAUUGUUGUUUUUUGUGGAAAGAAUUUUUGCUGAAAAUAUAGAUAUAGAGAAAUGAUAUUAUAUAUAGUUAUAUAUAAAUGUGUACAAAGGAGAAAGUAUAUAAAUGGGUUUUCUCAGUGGGGAUCUAUGCAUGAAAUAUUUUUAAAGAUGAUGACGGGGGAAAGGACACUGUAUCUGUCAAUGCACGUUUCCCAAAUCUAAUCAAACCAUAUCGGUCCACUCUGGAUAUUUUGGUUUUUGUUUUAUCUUACAGAACAAGAACAUCACAGAAAAUCCUGCAGUAACCCAACAAAACCUCUUCACCUUCCAACACCUGUUUAUUACAAAAAAAAGAGUCAUUGCCAUAAAUCUCAGAAGAUGUUGAACAACUGUGAACAUGCUCUUCCAUUCAUUCUCUCCUAGAUGAUGUCACUCAGAGGUUUUUCUCCUACGUCAAGCCCAUCAUCCUACAGUAGCUACUUUUUCUUCCCGUCUUUAUGGAGAUGAUCAUUUUUUAGGGUACGUGAGGUGCCGAACCUGUUGUUGUAGCUUGCCUGUACAGAAUUAUUUUUGUAUUUCAGUAAGGGUGAGAAACAAAGCAGAGACAGGCAGCCUUUGCUCUUUUACGUACACCUUCCUUCUCCUGUCUGCACCCCUAUUUCCAGCACAUGCAUAUUCUGUUUGAUGUGUGCCUGUGAGUCAAAGUGUGUGUGUGUGUGUGUGUGUGUGUGUGUGUGUGUGUGUGUGUGUGAUAUGAGAACUGCUCCACAUGGGCGUAGGUGGGCCCUAAUUAGACAGCAAAGAGAUAGAGAGGCAGACAGGCAGGAUCACCCCCAUGGUAAUAACUUAGACUCUAAAAUGUGCUCCUUCCUUAUGCGUAUUCAAACACCUCCCUCUCUGUAUCACCAUCACUUACCCCCUCCCUUCCCCUCUCUCCGUCAGUACACUGGCUUGCUAUUCAAGACUGACACCCAUAUUUCGGCGAUCACCCGUGGUCAGCUCCCUGCUGUGACCACAAAACUCCAAAACUUUCACUGUGUCAGCUGCAUUCUACACGAUUUCAGACCUCGGUUCAGCUCUGCUAUUAUCCUCACAUUCAUGGGUUAGUUCACUAAGCUAGUGACCUUUUUUUGUGAGUUCGUUAGUUGUAUAUUAAACUCUAAGCACACUGAGGGUAACCGGUGGGCCUUCACGGCCUGCGGCGCAGAGCUGCAAAAUGAAAAGGGGGCUCGGAUCUCCUAAACAGGGUAAAAGCAACACAGUUGACAACUGCUCUUUUCUUUCGGGUGAGAAUGUGCAGGCCUACAGCUCAGCGAAACCCCCCACCCCCCUUCUCCAAUUCUCUGCUACAGAUCUCAAACAUGGAUCAUGAGUAAUACAGUUAGGUGUUAACUAAACUGAUUUGCUGUUGUUUGAGCCCACAGGAACACAUGGUAGCCUACAUCCAGUAUGGGAGAAGUUAGUCACCGGUGCUGUCUUUGCUUGUGCUCUAGCUUUAGCCUGUUUGUUUGUUUGUUUGUUUUCUAUUUUAUUACUGCCUAAUGGGGUGGUGGGGGAGGGCUGGAGGGGGAGAGAUAUACCUUGCUGCUCCUGUCAGAGAUUUUGUAAGCCCACUGAAAGGGAAAUGUGCACAAUGUAAAACACAAAACAACAGACUUGGGUGUGCAGCAGGUGGAUAAAUGCUGUGGAAAAGACAAUGGACAGAAGCGUGAGGAAUGGUGCACGCUGUGGGAAAGAGACUCUGGGAAGAGACUGGAAAAAGACUUGCAGCCUUAAAUGUAGAAAUCGGAAUCAAAAGAGAGGAUUAACUGACCAAUAGCAAAGUAGGACGUUCAAAGGCAUGGCCAUCUUUCUACCCACAAUGUUUGCCAGGAGGAUACCUUGCUCAUCUGUCCUACGGAGGAUCGGAUAUGUCUGAUCAGACCCAUAUGAACCCUUUUGUACUCACUCCUGCAGAUAAGGAGGCAGUGAGGGAUUGUGAGGUGAACCUCACCACAACACAGCUACAAUGACACCACCAGAGGUGAAAACAGAAACAAGGUAUUUAGUUUGGUCUGUUCUUUUUCCCUGUCUAUUUUAUAAGCUAACACUGGAGGGCGCCCUUGUGAUAGAUUCACUGCAGGUCUGCCCACUCUGAGGAAACUGGAUGUGUGACGAAAAAUACCAAACUGGGUGGCAGGACAGAGACAGACACACAACAUCUGGAAGAGGAUCAAAACUGUACAUUUUUAAGUGUAAGAAUCAAACAGACAAAAUAUUUGUAAAUAUUAAGUUUCUUGUUUGUUUUUCCUUUUUUUCUUUUUUUUUUGAGUGAAUGAAUGAAAUGCUUAUUUUGUGACAACGUAAGACAACAGGUGCAGUUUGCAAAAAGAAAAAAAAAAAGAAGAAAAAAAAGGCCAAGAGCACGAGGUUAAAAUCCAUUCAUGAGUUAAAUAUCAUUUUUCAUGCCAUUUUGUUUAUUUUGUCUCAUGUCGCCCAUUAUCGCGUGGGCAUCCUGUAGCAUCAUGAUUCCUCACCAGGAAAGUCACUGUAGCAGAAAUUCAUCUUCACUGCAGCCCCGACACAACAGAGGGCCUAAGAUGCUGUAGUUAGCGUUUGCUAUUUUCCAGUGAAUAUAUCAUCUUAAAAUUUGUAAAAUAUAGUUUAAGUCUGUGGUUUCAUUGGGGUUUAAGUAGAGGGGCCAAAUACUGCAUUUCUUUUUUCCUUUUUUUUUUUUGUUUUUUUUUUUUAGUUCAAGCUUUAUCAAACGUUUAUUUUGAAAUCUAUCUCGUAAUCCAACUGAACUCCUGAUGAAUUCAGAGUAUCUAUGGAAACAUCUCAGAGGCUGAGAGCACUGAUAAAAGCCAGCUAACUAAUGUAGUGGUGGAGUAGGGAGGUGGCCUGUGAUUCAUGGUCACGACUUCCAAACUGAGACAGUAAACGCAAAGUGCAGCCAGUGAAAUGUUGGCUCACUUCACAUGUAGCAGUGUUUACAUGUAGCCACUAAAUCACAUGUGGGACAGACGUGAGGGCUUUGAUACCAUAAGAUGCCUCAUAGAGUAAUGAGAUCACACAGGUGGUCCGUCUUUUUCCUUCCACACACUGUGUUGCAUUGUGGUUUCAGCGGUUGCGUUGACCUUACGGUGAUGUGAUGUAGCAGUGAAGAGUUUCAUGUUCUAACCAGGUGAGAGGUGUACUUUCAGACUCUGAGCGUGUGUGUGUUUAACAGAGGAAUCAGAUCUGAUGUAUGUGGACACACACUUAGCCUCGUCUGUGUUAUAAAGUUACUCACUGCAGCCCUUUGGUUCACACAGUUGGGGCUGGAUUUGGGUUUAUUCUUAUUUCAACAUGCCCAAACAACUGCAGUCAGCCAAGCUAAUCAAAGUGACUUCAAAUCACUGAAGCUAAUUAGAGAUCAUGUGUCAGGUCAGUGGUGCAUGGACGCACAUGGUCAAUACCCCACAAUGGCAAAGAGUGACACACACACUCACAUAAAUCUCCAGCUUGGUCUUAAUUGCGAAGUUGCACCUGUUGUCUUGUUUUUACAUUCUUUGUUGAAUUCAGAAACCCAAGACUUGAGAUGAAGAAAAAUGUUAAAUAAUGGAAUUUUAAAAAAGAUGAUUAUUAAAAAAAAGUAUAGUAAAACGAUAUAAAUAAAUGAGGUGAUGAUAUUUCUGUUUACUUUAGAAGUUAUUAUACACUGUAUGCUGUGAUUCUGAUCUGGGAAACAUUAAAGACAUUCAUAGCCAG
Molecule: messenger RNA, 8286 nt
Organism: Epinephelus lanceolatus (giant grouper)
Lineage: Eukaryota; Metazoa; Chordata; Actinopteri; Perciformes; Serranidae
Gene: nlgn2a
Product: neuroligin 2a
Cellular component (GO): membrane
Molecular function (GO): neurexin family protein binding
Source: RefSeq, a predicted model, not a curated record